AUGGCAGUGCAGAACCCACAGCAGACAGAGGACCCAAACCGGCAGGGAUGGAGAGGGAAGGGGGCCAAUUCCUGGGGACACCUGGGUCCUGGGCCCCAUUCUCACUCCCUUCCCCCCCCGGUAGGCCACGCUGCCAAGACCCUGCCGUCACCGCCAGUGGGGCCCGGGGGGGCCCCGAGCCGGGCCAAGAUGUCACUGACCGGGGCGGGGAAGUCGCCACCCUCGGUGCAGAGCUUGGCCAUGCGGCUGCUAAGCCUGCCGGGGGCUGGCCCCGCCCCUUGCCCCGCCCCCAGCAUGGGCCCCGCCCCUGCUGAGGCCCCGCCUUUGGCACCCCCAAGCCCGGAGCCCAAGCCCAAGGUGCACCGGGCCCGCAAGACCAUGGCCAAGCCCGGCAACGGACAGGUGCCGGAGAAGCGCGUGUCCGAGAUGCUGCAUUUCCGCGUCUCCGACGAUCUCCGUAGCAUCGAGGAGCCAGAACCCGCCAAGCGCCGGAAACUGGACUACGGCCCUGAGUCCCUGCACAAGCGCCUGCCGCCUACCCUGCCCCGUGCCAGCACUGAGAUCACAGUGACGGAGGAGAUGGCAGCGCGGCCGUUGGGGCCAGCGGGCGAGGAUCGGGGCCCCGAUGAGUGGGAGGCCGAGGUGGGAGCCGACUUCAGUCUCUUCUAUGACAGCUACUCAGUGGAUGGGCACAAUGACUCGGACAGCAAGUCAGAGGCGGAUGGGGCUGGGGAGCAGUUGAGUGAAGAGGAGGAGGAGGAGGAAGAGGAGGACGAGGAAGAGGAAGAGGAGGAAGACGAUGAAGACGACGAUGAUGAGGAUGAAGAGUCCGGGAACACCUCAGAUAGGAGCGCAUCAAGCACCAAGCGGAAGGCGAGGAAGCGCUGGAAGAGCGACAGCCCCUGGGUGAAGCCGUCACGCAAACGCAAGCGCAAGGACCCCCGGCCCAAGGACCCCCGAGGUGGGGGGGAGGAUUCUGGGUGCUCUGGGGAAUGUCAGGAGGGGACUGGGGAGGGGGAGGAUCCUAGGGGGGCCCCCCAUGCAGGGGUGUCAAACGAGACGAGCUCGCUGGAGACGGAGCGCUGCGAGGAGCUGCCCCUCUGCUCCUGCCGCAUGGAGGCCCCCAAGAUCGAGCGUCUUGGCCCAGCAGCCCGCGCCCACUGCAUGGCCACGGAGAGCGUGGACGGGCAGGUGAGACCCCGUCCCCCUGGAGUGAGGCCAGGCAGAGCAGGGGGCGGGGCAGUGAGGAGAAGGGAGGGGCUAUGUGGCUGGCAGGCUAUGCAGAUAAAGGUUCACGGCGGUGUGGACACCGGAAGAGAAUCUGCCCCGGGCUGGGGGCUACUGAGGGGAGUUCUGAGCUGGGGGGCAGGAGCUUUGUGGGGUUUGGUGGAAGGAGCCUUCUCUCUCACUGACUCCGCCCCACUGUGGCCUGACUCCGCCCUGUGUUGCCCCGGCAGCGCACGGGUGCGGGGCCAGGGUGAGGGGCGGGCGGCGCCCCCAGACCCACGGGCCGACGCCAUCGACAGCUCAGGAGGCCCAGUGCUGCCCCUGCCCUCCGGCGCCGCCCUCUCAGCCCUGGGCCUGGCCCCAGGGCUUGGGCGUGAGCAGCUGGAGAAGGCCCUAGUCGUGCAGGAGUCCGAGAGACGCAAGAAGCUGCGUUUCCACCCACGCCAGCUCUACCUCUCGGUGAAGCAGGGGGAGCUGCAGAAAGUUGUGCUCAUGCUGCUGGACAACCUGGACCCCAACUUCCAGACUGACCAGCAGAGCAAGCGCACCCCGCUGCAUGCCGCCGCCCAGAAGGGCUUCUUGGAGAUCUGUCACGUGCUGCUCCAGGCGGGCGCCAACAUCAAUGCGGUGGACAAGACGCGUCGGACGCCACUGAUGGAGGCCGUGGCCAACAACCACGUGGAGGCUGCACGUUACAUGGUGCGCCGCGGUGGCUGCGUCUACAGCAAGGAAGAGGACAGCACCACCUGCCUGCACCUUGGAGGCAGCAUGCUGACCCAUUGACUGACUCCCCAGGACAAUGGCGGCUGGACCCCCAUCAUCUGGGCGGCCGAGCACAAGCACAUCGACGUCAUCCGCAUGCUGCUGACCCGCGGUGCCGACGUCACCCUCACAGACAACGAGGAGAACAUCUGCCUGCACUGGGCCUCGUUCACGGGCAGUGCUGCCAUUGCUGAGGUGCUGCUCAAUGCCCGCUGUGACCUGCACGCAGUCAACUGCCACGGUGACACGCCACUGCACAUCGCUGCCCGUGAGAGCUACCGCGACUGUGUCACGCUGUUCCUGUCGCGGGGGGCCGACACAGAGCUGCGCAACAAGGAGGGCGACUCCCCGCUGGACCUGACGUUGGAGCACUCGGAUGUGUGGGUGGCAUUGCAGCUCAAUCGCAAGAUCCGCCAGGGGGCAGCCUCGCGUGGCCUGCGCACUGAGCGCAUCAUCAGCAGGGACGUGGCGCGGGGCUACGAGAACGUGCCAAUCCCAUGCGUGAACGCGGUGGACGAUGAGCCCUGCCCCAGUGACUACAAGUACAUCGCUGAGAACUGUGAGACCUCGGCCAUGAGCAUCGACCGCAACAUCACCCACCUCCAGCACUGCACCUGCCAGGAUGACUGCUCCUCCAGCAACUGCCUCUGCGGCCAGCUCAGCAUCCGCUGCUGGUACGACAAGGACGGGCGGUUGCUGCAGGAGUUCAACAAGAUAGAGCCACCGCUGAUCUUCGAGUGCAACCAGGCCUGCGCCUGCUGGAGGACCUGCAAGAACCGCGUCGUGCAGAGCGGCAUCCGGGUGCGUCUCCAGCUCUACCGCACAGCCAAGAUGGGUUGGGGGGUGCGGGCACUGCAGGCCAUCCCGCAGGGCACCUUCAUCUGCGAAUACGUGGGGGAGCUGAUCUCGGAUGCAGAGGCCGAUGUGCGGGAGGACGACUCCUACCUGUUCGACUUGGAUAAUAAGGAUGGCGAGGUGUACUGCAUUGACGCGCGCUACUAUGGCAACGUGAGCCGGUUCAUCAACCACUUGUGUGACCCCAACAUCAUCCCCGUGCGCGUGUUCAUGCUGCACCAGGACCUGCGUUUCCCCCGCAUCGCCUUCUUCAGCAGCCGCCACAUCCGACUCGGCGAGGAGCUGGGGUUCGACUACGGGGACCGGUUCUGGGACAUCAAGAGCAAGUACUUCACGUGCCAGUGCGGGUCGGAGAAGUGCAAGCACUCGGCUGAGGCGCUGGCCCUGGAGCAGAGCCGCCUGGCACGCCUCGAUGCCCCCCAUGACCUGCUGCCCGACCUGCCUGCCCUGCCCCUGCCCGCGCCCUGAGCCCUUGUGCGACGGGGGCACUUCCGUUCGUUCCUCGUACACGGGGGGGACCUCCUGUGCUCCCUGGCCUGCUGGGAGACGGGGCUCCCCCUGGGCCCUGGUGCGAGGCCUUGGGGCCAAGGGAGUGCUCCUGGCCCCUGGUGCAACCUUCUUGUGCAAACGGGUGGGACCUCGUGCCUGGGCCCACCCGUUUGCCUUAGGCGAGGGGGCCUCGUGCGAUGCCUUAGAGGAGGGGGAGUGCCCCUGGGCCCUUGCCCUACGGCCUCAUGCAAGGAGACUAGGGUUGCCGUCAUCGCGGACAGUCGGGUUGUCAUCUGUCUGCUAUUGAUACAAACCUGGAUGCCUUUAUGUCCUCUAUUUUUCUCUUCAAGAGAGGCAUCGGGUUUUGUAGCACAAGGAUAGAGUAGCAGAAAACAAAUGCUCCUGAUACUGGCCACCCUGGAGGUGACCCCUUCCCCGUGCCCCCGGGUCUGAGCGCCUUAACCCCCUCCCCUUUUGUUGCCACAAAGGAACCAAUAAACUUUGCUUUGA
Molecule: messenger RNA, 3843 nt
Organism: Alligator sinensis (Chinese alligator)
Lineage: Eukaryota; Metazoa; Chordata; Crocodylia; Alligatoridae
Gene: EHMT2
Product: euchromatic histone lysine methyltransferase 2
Exons: 24
Cellular component (GO): nucleus
Molecular function (GO): histone methyltransferase activity; protein-lysine N-methyltransferase activity; zinc ion binding
Source: RefSeq, a predicted model, not a curated record